Molecule: messenger RNA, 828 nt
Organism: Brugia malayi
Lineage: Eukaryota; Metazoa; Nematoda; Chromadorea; Rhabditida; Onchocercidae
Gene: Bma-try-4
Exons: 7
Coding region: 1-828 (275 amino acids)
Biological process (GO): proteolysis
Molecular function (GO): serine-type endopeptidase activity
Source: RefSeq, a predicted model, not a curated record
AUGCUCCAGGUUUCAUCAAAUGGUUCACUUAGCUAUCCAUGGGCUAUUUCUGUAGCAUUAAAUGGUACAAAUAAACUUGGUGGUGUAAUCAUAUCACCUUAUCAUAUUCUUACUGCAGCACAUCCAUUUGUUAAAUUCAACGGAUAUAGUAUUAUACCAUGCAAGACUGAUACCUAUCGUAGUAUUACCGAAUUAUUAAAUCGUAAAAUUUUAUUUGGUGGCAAAUGCAUCCGCGGUUUCACAGCUAAUAGAACAAAUCAUCCAACAUGUGAAGAAGCCGAUGUAUUCAAUAAUACGAUUCGCACAAUAAUUGUUGACAAUGAUUUUAUAAGUGAAAAUUGUACAAAUGGUCAUGAUUGGGCAAUUAUUGAAGUUGAACAACCAUUUAUAUUUACGGAUAAAGUGCAACCAAUAUGUUUACCAUUGAAAAAUGAAAAGUUGCAAAAUAUUUUAAUGAUCUUUGGAUGGGGACGAAAAAAUUCAUUCUCUGAUGGCAGUCCAUUAAUUCAUGAAAUUCCAAUGCAACUUGACAUGAAUUGUAAAGCAUCAUGGAGUGAUAUGAUGCCAACAAAAGUUCAUGAUUAUAUAUGCAUGAAAUCAUUAAAUCCAAAAUAUGUCAACACACCACGUAUUUGUUAUGGUGAUAGUGGCAGUGGCAUGCAACAAUUUAAUGCUAAUGGAAAAGCGACAGUUGUUGGUAUUACAUCGUAUGGCUUAAAAGGAUGUCCACCAAAUGAACUUGCUCGAUUUACACGAGUUGACUGCUACCUGAAUGAAAUAUGUCAAAUAACUGGUGUUUGUUAUACAGUCAAAAAUUUAAUUAUUUAA